This is a messenger RNA of Brienomyrus brachyistius, 5169 nucleotides long. RefSeq names its product synaptosome associated protein 47 (gene snap47). The transcript has 5 exons. The coding region runs from base 160 to 1443 and encodes 427 amino acids. NCBI's taxonomy places the organism in Eukaryota, Metazoa, Chordata, Actinopteri, Osteoglossiformes, Mormyridae. The record is from RefSeq and is a predicted model, not a curated record. Gene Ontology annotation, cellular component: plasma membrane; SNARE complex. Gene Ontology annotation, biological process: synaptic vesicle fusion to presynaptic active zone membrane; synaptic vesicle priming; exocytosis. Gene Ontology annotation, molecular function: SNAP receptor activity; syntaxin binding.
GGUUGUGGUUCCCAGGCUGCCGCUGCGGGCCUGUGUCGCGAGACGGAUGGAAAGGCAGCACGUACGUGCGGCUAGUGAGCUGGCUAGUGACACGACGCAAGAUUACACCGAAAGGUGAAAGACCAGCCAGCUGUUGCAGCCUUCCUAAAGGAAGCCAAGAUGAGCAGGGAUAUUCCCAUACACAGCUGGCCUGGAUCUUAUUACAUCAACACUGAAAAGCGCUGGGUUAGCGGGACGCUGUCCUUAACCUGCACCACCCUGCGCUUCACCUCCGACAAGGCCGAGGAGAGCCUGGCUAGCGUCCGGCUGUCCCGCAUCAUGGAGAUCAAGAUGGAGUCAUCCAGCUUCAUUUUCAGCACCCUCACGGUGCUGGAGGAGGGCAAUGUGAAGCACUGGUUUGGGUCUCUCCGGCCAAACCGUGUCGUCGUCUACAAUGUGCUGGAGCACUUCUGGAGGGAGCGGCUGCUGUCUCCUUCGGGGGUCCCUACAUCCAAGGCAGCUCCGUUAAGCAAAGGGAAAGAGCUGAUCAGCUUAGUUUCUGGGGCCCAGCGCAGGCUGGAGGACACGGGGAAGGUCCUCACCCACCAGGGGGAGCAGUUUGAUAACAUCAUGCAGGGACUAGACAAGAUCGAGUCGGAUUUGGGUGUGGCAGACAAGCUACUUUCAGAAUUAGAGUCGCCGCCCUGGUGGCCAUUUGGCAAGCUGCCCUGGAAGAGCCAACAGGAGGCCAAGUGCGAGCAGGCUGCCCAGUCCCAUGCUUCGGGAUCUGGCUCCAAGGGGGCAGGCAGGCAGGGGUUGAUCGUCAGCAUCCCGGCCAUAGUCUCGAAAGGUGGACAGUUGGACUUGAAGCCCGGCAGCCUGACCGUGCUGGUGUCCUCACUGGAGGUGCGGGAUAGCAGCUCUCGGCUGCUGCACUGCUUCGAGAGGGGGGAGGUGGACGACGUGCGGGUGCACAGCCCCUAUGAGCUGAGCGUGCGGCAGCGCUUCAUCGGGAAGCCCGACAUCAGCUACCGGCUGCUGUCUGCUCGGAUGCCUGAGGUAUUGUCUGUUCUGGAGAUGCAGUACAAGAAAAAGGUGGAGUUCAUGCCGGAAUACUCUGCCUUCCAGACCACCCCAGCUGCAUCCCCCUGUAACCCUGAAGGGGCAGAUUCUGUGUGGAGCGCAGCAACAAGCCUCUUCCAGCACUGCCAUGAAACAGAGGUUCCCAUGGAGGUUCCUGCAGGAGACCUGACCCAGCUGCAAGUGAAGGUCCUCCAGCCCACUGUCACAGAGGCAGAAGCUCAGGAGCUGAAGCAGAUGCUGCUCCAGCUGAAGAACCUAGCCCUGGAGGCGGAGUCGGAGCUGGAGAGGCAGGACGAAGCUCUGGACGUCCUGGCUUCCUCCACGGACCGCGCCACCAUGAACAUCGACAGACAUUCCCGGCGCAUGCGGAAGCUGCUGUGAAUCUCGGGCUCCGCCGCCCCCGUCCCCCAUGUCUGGUGGCCUGUAAUCCCUCCCAGCACCUAAUUUCCCUUGCUUGCCUCCACUUCACUGGCCUGGACAAUGUCCUCAUAUUCCCUGGAGGCAGCGUGGUGCCUUGGGUGUUCACUGUAUGGACUGAAGAAGUGACCUCCAGGACUGCAGCCGCGGACCAGUCAAAUCUGUCCUUAAUGUAGCCUCUGGUUUUAUUCGAUAGUGCUGUUUUUCUUGGCAUGGGCGCUGGGUGGCAGCGAACUGACACGUCUGUUUUUGGACGCAUUUUUGGGACUGGGUAAUCUCCUUUUCAGAUGCUGUUUGUGCAGCAGUCGCAGUGGAGGUUGUAUAUGUUAGGGGUCUUUCAGCCUGUUGUAUUACUCAGAGGAAUAACAGAACAUUAGGCAUCUAACUGUUAAAAAAAAAAAAUGUCCAGAUACUGGAAGUAUAGCCAGAGGAGCAUGUAGUAAAUGGUCCUUGUAGCGGACUGAGCGUGCGUAAUAGGUGCAUGUCCAUACUUAACCCUGGCAUGUUGCAUGUGCCCACACUGGGGAGACACUGCGCUAGCACACGCACACACAUACAUAUAUAUCUGUGUGGAACUGGGAGUCAUACAUUUUCACAUCACAUUCAAGCUGUAGUUAUAGAAUUUCAUAUCUGGAUUUUAAAAAAAAAUCUAACCAAUUCGGCAGUGAAGAUAGAGUUUUGGAUACGGUUUUAUUGUAGGAGUUAAUUGCCUUUUAAUCCUCAUAUGCAUAGUCAGGCCUGAGGUCAGGAUCUUAAUCGGAUCCCAGCUAUCAUUCCCUUCUUGGUGACUAAAGAAAGAAAAGAGGCUUGUAGUGUGGCGCGACCUGUUUUUAAUUGGCACUAACUAGCCAAUCACGUGUGCUGGUUUUUCUUCCCAGCAGCCCUUGCGGCUGCCUUCCCCUCACUGUAGGGUGGAAUGGAAACUGCUCGGUUCCAGUUUCAUGGGCAGCCCAUUGAAAAGUUUACGGUUCAUCUUAAAAUCUCAGUGUUUUUCCAAAAUAUUUCCACUACACGGGACACCAGAGAUAUCAAAUUGUUGCUUUUUGCUGGCAGCUUUGCACAAGUAAAAUUUAAGCAUUGACUGUGAUUAUAUACAGCAGAUACCGCAUGGACACGCCGAUGAUGAUUAAUAUGCAUAUUAAACAGUACGGGGAAGUAUGAAUAGAUGAUACAUGUGAAGAAUGUAUUGAUAGCACAGCAGAUGACACCAUUUUUGGCUGAAAUUGAUUUUUUUUUUUAUCGUUAAAUAGCUGGAAGUAACAAGCUCAUUUUAUUUGAUUUGAGAUACAUGUUCUACUUCACAGUUGAAUUUCCGGCUUCUGGCCAUACUUGUGUAGCUUAAUGUAUGCUGUAUGUCACUGGCAUUUGUAUAUAUGUGUAUAUAUGUGGUUUGUGGACUGUUUUGAUGUUUGAUAAUGUAGCUUUUUUUAAUGUAUGACAAGACAUUGGUUUAAUUCAUUUGCCGAGUUUACAUAAGUUUAUCUAUUUAUUCAGUACAACUAAUGAAAUGCUGAGGAAACGGUGGCCAUUGCUACCGAAUCCUCUGUGUGAUUGCGGAGGUCUAGACAUCCCAUAGUUUUGCUCAGGACGUCACGUCUUGCUCAUUUCCCUCGGUGGCCCAAGGUGUUCCGGACUUAAUUUCCUGUAGCUGGAGCAAUCCCAUUAGGGCAGUGUUUCCCAACCCAGUCCUUGAGGACCAGCAGACGGUCCAUGUUUUUGCUGCCUCCCAGCUCCCGGUAGCAAAAAUGUGGACUGUCUGGUAGGGAGUUGGGAGGGAGCAAAAACAUGGACCGUCUGUGGGUCCCUGAGGACCGGGUUUAGAAAUGCUGCAUUAGAGACUGGGGAGAGAGAAGAAUGAGGUGCCCCUACUAGAACAUGCAGGAUGUACUUUCCUUUGAGGUGAGAGGCUGGUGAGGAGGAAGCAGAGUCUGUCUUUGUCUGAUGGGAAAAUAAAGACAAGAAAUGGAAUUAAUUUUGUAAUUAAUAGUUGUAUUGAUGGUGAUUAUCUCUAAGCUUGGUACUGACGUUUUGUAUGGGAGACCCUCUCUUUCCUGAGUGGGAUGGAGCUGGAAUUAUAGCCCUGUGCCCUUAACCAACCUGGUUAUUUAUUGGACAGUGUUGGGAGGGAAAAUUAAGGGACAAAUAGGCGCUUGUGGGAAAAAAUGGAAUUUCAAAUAUAAAAGGAAACUGCACUACAGAAUUUUGCACACCAGCAACAGGAAAGUGUGAAGAGCAACCACUCACUCUGCAGUUUGACCAGGAGUAUCUGAGCAGAAAUGGCUGACAGUGGUGUGCAGUCCUUCAUCUGGGGUUUGCCUUUGCUCGCUUUAGUUGGGCAGGCCAGGAAAAUGCAGAAACUGACACAUUGUCCUUGCUGUUUAAAUGAGUGACCCCCACCACCGCAGGUAGGAAGAUCUGGGCGUCAGUCAUGCUUAGGAAAGGUAUAAAACUGUAAAUGUGAUUUUAAAAACUUUUUAUUUUUAACUGUUAUGUUGUACUCUCUGUUUGUUUAUAAGGUGUGAGAGGGUAGAAUUUUUUGUUUUUUUUUAUGAUUUCGGUCGUAUUUCUUGGCACUUUAACAUGUUUGCUCCAGCUAUUAAACUGCAGCGGAUAUAUGCAGGUAGUUAUGAGGAUAAUUCUUGUUGCAGAAAGUUCGGGGGUGGGCGGGAAGUGUAUAUACUGUAUUAUGUAUAAUAUACUGUCUGAAAUAGUCAUUAAUACCUUAAGUAACAUGAAUAAUAAACCAGUUAGUCUUUUUCUCCAUUUAAUGUGCAGUGACAAUCAAGGUACAUGUAUUACGGUGUAUUUUAGCAGCGUCAGUGCAGGAAAUGCAGGGAAACAUGCAACAACGCAUUAAAGAAAUAUUGAACAACCCGCUCUUAUGGAAAUGUUUUUUUUUUUCUGAAACCAUCGUCACUUUUUUUUUUUUAAAUAUCAUACAACUCUUUAUUUUCCAUUUUCAGGGAUCGAUUGAGGUGGUCUGUGGGGAAAAGCAUUCAGUACUGUAAAUCCGUCAUGGGACGGAUGUUUGCUGCCUGCCUCGUCAGUCCUCCUGGAUCAUGCAGGCGCUUGGCUUGCAGUAGUCAAACAGAACCCCUUGCUCCCUCGCACCCAUCCCUAAGCGAGCGAUAACAUCUACUAUGUAAACAAUCUCCGAUUUUGUGGUGUAGUUGACGCAAAUGCUGGCGAACGGUAUGCCCUGCUGUUGUGCCCGCGACUGGGUGGGCUCCAGGAUACUGAAGGCUCUGUGUGGUUGUUUAGGGUGGUGGACCGGUCCAUUCCCGCGCUCCCCUACUGCCACGCCUCCCUGAAGUGUGCUCUGAUUGGUGGGUUCUUCACUGAUCAUCCCAUGAACUCCCAUGUGCUGAAAUGUCCUGUAUCUUCGAUUUAACUCAUGCGCCAUCACACAAUGGAACUAGUUUUGGCUAAUCAUUAACAAAAUCAUACAGAUUAGACUGACCUUCAGUGGAACUGGUACCCGCUGGUUCUUCUUGACCUGCUAGAAGACUCUGGUUGCAUGUGUGAUGUGUUAAUUGUGCAGACAUAGCCACUUGUUUCAAAUGUGCGUAAAGGUCCUUGUAAUGUCCUUUAUUAAUAGCUGUCCCGUUAAUUGCCUGAUGUAUUUAAGCUGCAUUUAAAAUGUCAUGUGUAAGUGUUAAUUUGUUGAUUAAACCAUGUACUAAGAAUCAA